Messenger RNA from Plasmodium vinckei vinckei, 474 nucleotides. Its product is annotated as thioredoxin 2, putative. The transcript has 4 exons. The coding region runs from base 1 to 474 and encodes 157 amino acids. The record is from RefSeq and is a predicted model, not a curated record. Lineage: Eukaryota; Apicomplexa; Aconoidasida; Haemosporida; Plasmodiidae. Gene Ontology annotation, cellular component: cytoplasm. Gene Ontology annotation, molecular function: oxidoreductase activity, acting on a sulfur group of donors, disulfide as acceptor.
AUGAAGCACAUAUUAACGUUACUAGUUUUUAUCCUAAGCUUUUUUUGCUUUAAGGAUAUAAAAUGUGCUAAAGACUCUACAUUAUCAGGAGGAGAUAGUCAUUUAACACCAUUAAAUAAAUAUGAUAAAUUUUUUUUACGUAUGUACAAUAAGAUGCCACGAUUGGAACAAAAUGGCACUGACUAUAUAAAUGGUGUUAAUAUGAAGGAUACUGUAUUUAUUUUAUAUUUCUAUGCCAAAUGGUGUCACGCUUGCAAAUUACAAGGACCAGAAUUGGACAAAUUGGAAAAGAAUUUCGGAAAAAAAAUUCACAUAUUAAGAAUUGAUGUUGACACUAAUGAAGCACUUGCAAAGAAAAAUUUCAUAAAAGCUUUACCCACAACUAUUAUAAUUAAAAACAAAAUUGUAUUAGCAAAAAAUGAGCAUUUUGUUACAAGCAAUGAAUUAGCAUCAACUAUUAGAAAGUAUUUAUAA